AUGCCAGAGAAGUCAAUAUCGGAGAGAGCCAUGAACUCUGCCUCUCGAGAUAUUCGCCGGAAGGCACUGCAAAAAAUUGCAGCGCUGUCUGCUACGUCACCGGAUACUACUUUCGAUCAUUCAGAUCUUGAGCGACUCUCAAAAGGAUGUUUACAAAAUGGGAAGGCUAAUGGCAAAGUCAAUGGGCAUGCCAAUGGCCACUCGAGCUCUCUAUCCGAUUCCCCUAUGAACAUCCGGGAAUUCGAGGUUCUACUGGCAUUGUGCAAGGCAGCCCCCCUUCUUCAAGAUCGCGAGAGCGCCAAAAAACUUGUGGAACAACUCUCUCCUUAUAUUCUGGAGGCUCACACCCAAGCCUUUGUUCCGUCGCCCUAUUUUCGAGACAUCGAACCCUCCCCAAUAGAAGCCUUGAGCUACAAUCUCACGGCGGCUCUCCUUACACUGGGUAUCAAUCAUCAGGACCUGAAACAAUCGAUCACUGAACUGCUAUGGGCCUAUCUGCGGCACUGCUUAAAUGCAGCAAAGGCAGCUUCGCCAGCUCAGGAGCCUGCCUCCGACGAUGAGAGCGAUACCGAAGUACAAGACGCUGUCAAUGUCGCUAAUAUUACUAUGACCGUUUUAGGGUUCCUUGAUGCCACUGCAAUUUAUGCUAAUUUCUGGACCGCUUCCGAAAGAACCCUUCUAAUCCAACGUGUCAAAAUUUUGCUGUCCGAGGAGUUUCUGGUCGCUGUCGAGAAAGCGUUUUCCGCAAUUCGAAAUUCAAACGCACUGCACAGUCAGGCGAAGGAGUGGAAGAGAUAUGUCCGACAUUACGCAGCAAUCGGCCGCCCUCUUGGUGCUAUGCUCCUCCAACGAAGCUUCAUGUGGCUCUUGGUUGCUGCGUCCUCACUUCUGGUUACUGACGUAGACACCCUCAGAAAUAACGAUGUUCUAGAUAUACACAUCGCGAAUACAGGUGCAUCGAGCCAAGCAUUUCCCCCAAGUGAUGACGUCGUAGAUUUUGAUGCUGUCGAGACAAUGGCUGAUAUGGCUACGGAUGAGAUGAGUCUCCUUGAGGAUGGAGCUGAUUACCUUCGCUUGGGGUCGACCUGGCAACAGCGCCUGGCUUUUUCUGUAAAAGCUGGUGCUUUGACUAGCUACCUGAACUGCUCUUUCCUCGACGAAGAUGCUGCCGAUGCUGAUGUUCUCAUGUCCUGGCUGGAGGAUACUCUUGCGGACCCAUUACAAAUGGCUGAUGAGACGCUGGCAAGCGUGGUUCUGCGCGCCAUGGCUUUGAUCUCAAAAUUGUCGCCGGGUUUCGCGCCGAAUGUCACUCGUCUACUACCACGAUUCAUCGUUCAGGGCGGCCCACGAGGCGGGACUAUUUCCCUUGCAUCCAAUUGCUUGGCCUAUGUUCUCCAAAUACUCUCGAAAGAUGCCAUCAUCACCACUUUAUAUACCUUCGGAAACGUUCUGAGCUCUAGCUCUAAUGAGCGAGCCCUUGCUGGCGGAGCUAAUGGUGACCUUUUGUUGGAUGGAAGCGCUGGCUCCAUGCUUUAUACAGGGAAGCAAUCUACCGGUAGUAAUAUCUCUUUGUUGACAACUGGCGAGGAAGACACCUCUACCGUAUAUGGGGAUGUUGUUCAGGCCAUUUGCACUAUUGCCUCUAGCUGUAAUGACCCGGAAAUUACCGCUCUGGCUCAGACUAUGCUGCUCCAAAAGAUCAACAAAAUUAGUAGAGUGACUGAUGCACGCAUUAUUAAGGAGACUGCUACAUUGGCGUUGAGCGGAGGGCUACUCGAAUUUCGCGCCUUACUCAAGAUCUACUCUAAAAUUUGCCACGAUGGGGUGGCUCAAAACAAUGAGCUCUUAUUAGACGCUGUGAUGAGCGCCCGUAAUUUCCUCUCAUCAACGUUGCGAAAAAAGACUGCCCUACAUGACAUUUACCUAGAGUACCUUCUUGAAGCUAUUGUCAGCAAGGGCGAUGUAUACCACGGGCAAAGUAAGGCCGGGGAGGGAGAUGUUGAAAUCGCGGCACGAGACAUUGCCCAGCUCUUGCAUCCUCUGGCCAUAUUGAUGUCCAACAAUGAGUUGGCCUCAGAUGAUAGUCUUAGCGAGGAGAUAUCAUCUCUCUUCCGUGAUGCAUGGUUUAAUAUCGCUGUUCACGGUUUCGCGACCAACACCAACCGUGGCAAGAAAUACCUAAAUGAACUACGCCAUAUCGCAAUUCAUUCAAAGCCUCUUGUUGGAGAGCAGCGAGGGGAGCAAAUCGAGAGCGAUAUUGAGUUAAACACUGUCCUUCGUCGUGGUAUGAGCUCCGAAAACGAAUCAAUACAAAAGAAACGACUUACAGCUCUUCUACCUUCAAGGGCUUCGGAUAUUAGGAGUCUUAGUUAUCGCAAGGUUAUUUUCCUACAAGCUGCAUAUCUAGUUGAGACACUACGAGCGGAUUCAGGCGAUUGUGCCAAGGCCUUGAUAUACUUCAUGGAACCUAGUAUGCGCACCGGUGACAUGAGUAACGCUAUGGAGGGCAUCGUUGUGGCUGCUAUGGGUGCCUACCUCAAGAAGACUUUAAGUGGGCUUCACCCGACCUUCUCAGCUCCUUACGUGGCAAAACAGCUUGCACUGAUUUUCAACACCUGUUGUCACCGUAUUGACCGUGUUCAGCAAGCUGCGGUAAAGUGUGCAGAUUCUAUUAUCAAUUCGGUUCCUUCUGCUCUUUGCCAAAAAUUGUCACUUUUUACCCUUUUGGAUCUCUUGUCGCUCAUGUGGACGAGCUGUUUGGAUGCUGAGACAGAUGAGUAUGAAUGGAAAUCAUCGUUCACAUCAGCGCGUCGAAAGGUCACUGUUGAGCUCUCGGACGAUUAUAACUUGCGCCGGCGAACGUUGAAUAAUCUCUACAAACGAGCCAAAGGAUGGGUAACAUCCGUUAUCAAUAUUGCGCCUUUGGAUGUCAAGGGUCUUUUACAGACAUAUCUAUCUGACUACGAUGACGACGGUGCAUAUGGAUAUAUCUCCUUGGGGAGAUCCUUUGCAAGUGAAAUGGGCUUUGUCAUUCCAAGCACUGAUCAGAGGCUUGCUGCGAUUGACCCACAUGGAGAGUGCAAUAUUAAUACCGCCUCUGACUUCAUAGCUCAGUACACGACUCGACAAGAAUACCGCUACGCAGAGACACUCCCAAACAAGGAUGCUGAAUGGCUGCAUUUUCUGCCUCUCGGUGAGCGACGUGGCUCCCUUGCAUCGAAGUCUGGCAAUGAAUGCGACGACGCUGUCACGGUUCUUUCUAACAUACAAAACCGCACGCUUAAGGGAAUGCAUAUUCCAAUUGGGGAACUCCGCGAUGUGCUCAGGAGGGCGGCAGCUCUACUAUGUAGGAGCCAGCGAGAUGAGUGUGCCAUUGUACAUCAUCUUGUUGUCAUACCAUUUUCCAUCUUCACAAAGCCAUCCAUCAAGCUUGGUAUAUCACUUUGGCUCGGUGUGAUUAAUGAGAACCCUCGCAUGGAGCCACGGAUAUUGAUGGAAGUUGCUCAACAAUGGGAGUUGACAGUGCAUCGAAGGCUUGGGGUUUUCAAUGUAAAAUUUCUGCAUCCUGACCCUUUCUAUGUCGCCGGAGAGUUUGCGCCAAGUAACAGUGCCAACUUAUCAAAACGACAGCAUGCAUCUCAUAAUCUUCUGUCUCCGCACAUGCGAUUGCUACAAUUCCUAGGAAGCCACUUCAAUGCAAGCCGCUUGGGAAGCCCACAUACGGAAAAAACAUUUCUUAGACUCUUGAAUGUCACCCUAGAUGGUCUAGCACAAACGACGGGUCAUCCACUGGCUAGGGAACUUAGGUUCCAAAUUGUUCUCUUCGGACUUAAGGUCAUCAAGCAUGUAACUGCUCUCGGCUUCCACCCCAGGUUUGUACUCAAAGACAAGAUCUUGUCAGCUGCCUUGAGCUGGUUUACGUUUGCGCCGCGAUGGUCAUUUGGUGGCAACAGAUUGCAGUUGAAAGCAGAGACUCGUUUACUGGCCGAAGUUUCUGUAGCUCUCAAGAAUAUACAGAUGGUCGUUGAAACACCCACUCCGCUUUCUAAAUCCCUCCAGGCCAAGGAAGACCUGCUUCAGAUCUUAAUGGAAAGCGAGCAGACGAGGCUCAAUGUAUGGCUCUAUCCGCUAGGCGAGCCUCGAGACCUAGUCACGCCCAGUCGGGGUUCAAAGGCUGCAAUUGAGUACGCUAUGCGUGCUUUGGAAUGUCACUCUGUGGAUGUCACGUUCUUCUAUGUUCCUCAGAUCGUGCAAACACUGCGGUAUGAUGUACUUGGCUACGUCGAGAGAUAUAUUUUGGAGACCGCGCAGUUUUCCCAGCUUUUUGCCCAUCAAAUUAUUUGGAACAUGAAAGCGAACGCUUAUAAAGAUGAAGAUUCUAAGAUUCCUGAUGCUAUUAAACCUACCCUGGAUAAAGUUACGGAUCGGAUGAUUGCCGAGUUCUCUGCCCUUGAUAGGGAUUUCUACGAACGCGAAUUUGCCUUCUUCGACGAAGUUACUAGUAUUUCCGGCAAGCUCAAACCUUACAUCAAGCGCCCGAAACCAGAGAAAAAGCAGAAGAUUGAGGAAGAACUACGGAAAAUUAAGGUUGAAGUUGGGGUUUACUUGCCCAGCAACCCUGAUGGUGUCGUUAUUGGCAUUGACCGAAAGUCUGGGAAGCCCCUCCAGAGCCACGCGAAGGCACCUUACAUGGCAACCUUUAGGAUCAAAAAGAAUAAGACCGAUAUGGAAGGCACAGAUGACAUGCUAGAAGAGACAAACCAAACUGGAGAAAUACCCCAGGACAACACAGUCGAGAUAUGGCAAUCAGCGAUCUUUAAGGUUGGAGAUGAUUGUCGUCAAGACGUUUUAGCCCUUCAGAUGAUUGCGGCCUUCCGAGGCAUUUUCAACAACGUCGGCCUGGAUGUUUAUGUGUUUCCAUACCGGGUCACGGCCACCGCACCGGGUUGUGGUGUUAUUGACGUUCUGCCGAACUCGAUUUCUCGAGAUAUGGUUGGCCGAGAAGCAGUCAAUGGUCUCUAUGACUAUUUCGUCUCAAAGUAUGGCAAUGAGGACUCUUUACGAUUUCAAGAGGCACGCAGCAACUUUGUUAAAAGUAUGGCUGCUUACUCGAUGAUCUCAUUCUUAUUACAGUUCAAGGAUCGACACAAUGGAAAUAUCAUGAUUGAUGACGCUGGCCAUAUCUUACACAUAGAUUUCGGUUUCUGCUUCGACAUUGCUCCUGGAGGCGUCAAAUUCGAACGAGCACCAUUUAAACUCACAACUGAGAUGGUAGCUGUCAUGGGUGGAAGCACAGAGCACCAGUCCUACAAAUGGUUUGAGGAGUUGUGUGUGAAAGCUUUUCUAGCGUCGCGUCAAUACAUAGACAAGCUGUCUCAAAUUGUGCUAUUGAUGAUGGACUCCGGAUUGCCGUGUUUCAAGCCGGAGACGAUCCAACACUUCAAAGACAGGUUCGUACCAGAGAAGAGCGAGAGGGAGGCUGCGGAUUUCAUGAGGGGUUUGAUCAGGAAGAGCCAGUCAAGUUAUUCGACGGGAGUAUAUGACCAGUUCCAACUCUUGACAAACGGUAUUCCAUAUUAG
Molecule: messenger RNA, 5580 nt
Organism: Venustampulla echinocandica
Lineage: Eukaryota; Fungi; Ascomycota; Leotiomycetes; Helotiales; Pleuroascaceae
Product: Phosphatidylinositol 4-kinase STT4
Exons: 7
Coding region: 1-5580 (1859 amino acids)
Biological process (GO): phosphatidylinositol phosphate biosynthetic process; phosphatidylinositol-mediated signaling
Cellular component (GO): cytoplasm; plasma membrane
Molecular function (GO): 1-phosphatidylinositol 4-kinase activity
Source: RefSeq, a predicted model, not a curated record